Guyanagaster necrorhizus is the source of this 1103-nucleotide messenger RNA. RefSeq lists its product as uncharacterized. Bases 22 to 804 code for a protein of 260 amino acids. Lineage: Eukaryota; Fungi; Basidiomycota; Agaricomycetes; Agaricales; Physalacriaceae. The record is from RefSeq and is a predicted model, not a curated record. The transcript has 4 exons.
CCGGCAAUCAUCCUCUUCGCCAUGUCCUUGCUCUCUUUUUCACCACGGUGCUGCAAAUUUGGAGUCAUCAUACCACUGCGGACUCAAACCGGUCUUCCGACACGGUAUGUCCAGACUGACAGCUCUCCAACGCUGCCACGUAAACGCAAAGAACCACGUCCAAUUCCUCGGAAAGUAGUUCUAGGAGAGGCAUGGACGCGACGGCUCGUCUUAUUCCACGGUGACCUCCCCCAGAACCAAGAAACAAUAUCCGUCUUCAACACUCUGACCACCUACAACCCCUUCUUCCUCCUCCCCGGAAGCAAGUACGUCGACCCAUUCUUAUCCAAGGACCCCAACUUCAUCAAGCCGGACAACUUUGUCCUCGAGACCGUCGCAUUCCCCUCACGCGAGGAUAUCCAAACCGUAUGCGACUACACCGGGAGUCCUUUCCCGAGCCUGGCGCAGAAACCCACCGCGUUUGCGACGCACUCUAUCGAUGCGUUCCUCGAGCAGUUCCUUCGCGAGCCGGAGAGAACGAAGAUGCCGUUUAUGGUUGAUCAUCUACAGAAGAACGUAAUUUUUUCGGCAACGAAGAUUAUAAAGUGGGUGCACCAAGAGAUCCUGGUGGCGGGGAAGAGGGAACUCGUUUCGUUGGAGAGGCUGCGUGCAGCGUUCCGUAUUGCAUCACGUGUGACUGCCGGGGACAGGCUGCAGCGCGAAAUCAAGUUUAGGGAGGAGAUGUGGGAAAAGGUGUAUCUGCCAUACGAGCAGUUGCGGAAGGCACGGCUUAAGAUGACUUUGGAAAAAAGAAAACAAAAGUAGGGACAUGGACAAGUAAUUUAAAUAGAUUAGGUCUUUAUCUGGCGUCUCUGCAGCAUUGCCCUAUAUAAUCCAAUAUUCUUCUCCUUCUCCCUUUCCCGUCGCUUCUCCUUUUUCCCCAAUCGCUCCCCGAUUUCCAUGUAAUACACCGUCCCAGGACCAUACACCUCGCGAUACAGCUUUCUCCUCAGUGCCAUCUCCUUCGUUGCAACCGGAGUCAUAUGCGACGCCAGCCUGUGCAUUUCAUGCCUCUCCCUCCUGUCCGCAUCCUGCUUCCAUUCCUUAAUCUUCCUCAGUAUCCU